Bactrocera neohumeralis is the source of this 10309-nucleotide messenger RNA. RefSeq names its product zinc finger MIZ domain-containing protein 2 (gene tna). Gene Ontology annotation, molecular function: zinc ion binding; SUMO ligase activity. Gene Ontology annotation, biological process: protein sumoylation; regulation of transcription by RNA polymerase II. Lineage: Eukaryota; Metazoa; Arthropoda; Insecta; Diptera; Tephritidae. The coding region runs from base 2565 to 5930 and encodes 1121 amino acids. The transcript is spliced from 12 exons. The record is from RefSeq and is a predicted model, not a curated record.
UAGUUUCGAGUUUUGUGCUGUCGCUGUUAGUUCGGCCGCAAAUUGAAGUUUAGUUCCUUUCUGGCUGCUGUCAAAUGUCGUCAUGUUUUCUUUAACGUACGCGCGACGCGGCAAUAAACAACAAAACAUAAAAUCCAUGCAAUAAUUUGCAAACAGCAAACAAGUAAUUUGUGAAAGACGUGAAAGAGUGAAAAAAUAUAGAAAUUCACAAAACAAUAAAUUAAAUUAAUUAAUUGAAAAAUUUGCAAAUAUUUGGAACAAACUAAUAACAAUUAAGUGAAACAUUAAGACGCUCUGUCAACGCUAGCACAUUGGAUUACGGCGUUUGACUGAUAAAAAAAUAAUAAAAUAAAAUUAACAGCAACAACAAUUCAAGCAUUGGUUAAUUUAAUUAAAUGCCAAGCGAUUUAAAAUUAGUUAAGGAAUUAAUUCCAGCGAUGCAAACAGCUGUAAGCAGCAUUUCGAGUGAAGCGAGUGAUAACGACAUAUUUUGGAAGCACUAAAAAAUUUUCGAAAAUUCAUAAACUCUAGUGUGCAGUGCAAGGCAAUUGAAGCAGAAUAAACAAAACUAAAUUGUGAAAGUUUUUUAUGCACAAAACGGAGGAAAAUUAAUCCAAAUUAAGUGCAAGUGACAAAAAAAUUGCAGCAGUCAACAAAAUUGUUACAAAAACAAAUUAAAUUUUUACAGCUAACCGGUUCGUGUUCGAGUGAUUUGCACAACAAAACAAAAACGCAGCAACAACAACUGGUGUACUGUUUGUUUGUGUUGCAGCGGUGAAAUUUUGUUUGACGAAAGCCAAGAAAUCUAACAAUAGCAAGAAAGCCAGUUGCCAAAAAUUGGAGCAAUGCAAUAAAAAGUGCUGGCAACGCAACAAAAAUAUUUCACAAAACAACAGCAAACAGUGUGAAGUAGAAAAAUUAUUUAAACAAAAAUUUUGCAAUAAUUUUUGCGAAAACAUAUAAAUCAGAAAUUAUAUGAAAAAAAAACACAACAACAACAACGCACAAUUUACGCUGAUAAGCCGCAAUCUCUAACAAGGCACACGCCAUACAAAAUUAAUAAGAAUGUUAAGUGAUUAAAUAUGAGCAAAAACUAGGCGAAAGCGAAGACAAUUUUUAAACAAAAAAUGCGCAUAAUUGAAUUUGUGGCAAAAUCAAAAAUAUUCAAAUACAGGCACUAAAAUUGUGAGUGAGCGCAAAAAAUCGCAAAAGUGUGACAAAAUAUAAUAUUUUAUACACAAAAACAAAAAUUGUGAAAGAAAACAAAUUUUCAAAAAAUUAAACAAAAUUUCUGCGCAAAAAAUAAAAUUGUGCUAGCAACAAUAAAAACUCGUAAAUUCGUUGUUGGACCAAGAAGUUGUGCGUGAGCAAAGUAAAUGUGCAGCGUUUAUGCCUUAAAUGCAAUUGCUGACUGCUAAAAUUCCUCAACGAACGCCAGCACGCACCACAACGCUGAGCGCUCACACACACACACACAUGCUCAAGUAGUGACUGUGUGAGCGAUAAGUUGCAAGCAACAAAAGAACACGUGCAGCUGACUAGAGCGAGCAGCAACAGCAGCAGAUAAGCCAUAAAAUGUAAACAGCAGCUAAGGCAACAACAAAAACAAUAGCAAACAGCAUUCGCAAAAUAGUCCAGAAAGAUUUAAGUGUGUGAAUGUGAAAAGAUAACGACGAAAUCAACCUAAAUUCCAAGUUCCUCAACUCAAAUGUAAUUCGAAAGGAUUUUCAACACUUCAACAGUAUUAUUGCAAAACAAAACAAAACUUAAGUAAUUACAACAACACAUAUUCCUAAUAAUUAAAAGUGUAAGCGAAAAGAAAUUUUGUGCUGAAAACAAAUUGCGAACAAAACAAACAAGAAAAGUCAACAGAACACACAGUAUCGUCAAAAAAUCCAACGACAACAAAGAAGGCAGUGUAAAUUGUCGCAGGCAUUUUCGGUGUGUUGAUUGAUUGGUGUAAGCGGCCGCAAGAAAGCCAGUGUUAAUGUGUGUUUUUUCGAGCGAUGCAACUGAUUGUUGACAAAAUUCCCAUGUUUUCGAAACAAACAACGAAACGCAAUUCCAAAAAGUAAGUUUGGCCCAACAAAAUUGUUAAUAAUUUUAUUGAAUUAAAAAUAUAUGAACGACUAUCUAUUACUGUGCCGUACGAAAUACGAAAUAAGUACUAAUUCGUAAAUCGAAAAUAAUCGAAAUUCGAAAAAAGUAUUUAAAUACAAACACAAAAAUAAUAGCAAUUGCUUGCAAAGCCGCCCUGAGGCAGCAAAAAAUUCGCGCUCUCCAUUUCCAUGUGUGUGUGUAAUUGGUGAAGUGACAUUAUUUGCACGAAAAGUACCGUAACAAUAUUUUGCACUUCAGAAACUAGUAUGAAAUACCAACAAUAAUAACAAAAGCAACAACAACAACAACUAAAACAACAAAUCGUUACAACAACAAUAAAUUCAAAUUUUGGCAAUCAGCACAACAACAGCAGCUACUGCCAUUUGCACAACAACAAAAACACAAUUGCAUUGAUACUGCUCCUACCACGGAUUUGUUAAUUGAAAUUUAGAAAAAAUGAUGAAAUGAACGCCGGCAACGGCUCCUCGAGGGCGCCAGCCUCCGGGAGCCAGAUAUCACCACAACUACCCGACGUACAAACGCAGCAGCAGCAGCAGCAACAACAACAACAACAACAGCAGCAUCAACAGCAAGCGCAACAACAGCAGCUGCAGCAUCAGCAACAACAAUCUGUACAACAAAAUAAUAACACAUACGGCAACUAUCCACCCAUAUACAACUCGGCGGGCGCACAGAAUGGCAUCACACCACCAAUCGGUCAGUACUCCAUGGGUGAGCCCGAUACAUUGCGCACACUAAAGAAUACAUUUGGCCCGAAUUCGGAAUUUACGACAAGCGGCUACGGCAACUAUAGUAAUAUGGUAACGGCUAAUGGUGGUGGUCUGCAGCAGCAACAACAGAUGGAUAAUAUGAGCGGCAUGGCCGGUGGAUAUGGGCAGAUGAGUGCCAAUCAAAUGCAUGGUGGCAAUGUGCAAAAUCUCUACAUGAAUGGCAACAUCGGUGCAACCGGCAGCGGCAGUCCAAGUGCGACCAAUAUGAAUAGCGCCGGCGGCAUUGGCGGUGGCGCUGGUGCCUCCCAAGUGGCUGGCAAUCCAAAUGUUAACAUGAAUGCCGGCUCCAACAUGCAAAUGGGUCACAUGAAUGCAUACAAUGGCGGUGGUGGCGGCCCCAAUGGCAAUCCCAAUAUAGCGCCAUCUAGGCAUCAAAUGAACCCAAUGAAUCAGAUGCAGAACAUGAGUAUGGGUGGCGGUCCACAGAUGACGCCACAGCAGCAGCAGCAGGCCAUGAGCGGCCUUGGUCCUAUGGCCAAAAUGCAAGGCAUGGCGAACGGUGGUUAUGCGCGACGCAGCACACCAUAUCCCAGCGCACAAAUGCAUGCGGCGCAGAAGCGAGCCAGCUACACAUCCAUGGGUAAUCCGUCGAUGCAAAAUGUUCCUCCGCAAAUGAGCAUGCAACACUAUGGCCAACAGAUGCAUCCGCAAGCGGGUAGCGGCGUGCCAGUACCUAUGCAAGCGGGCGCCUAUGCCCGUGGCGGUCCAAUGGGUGGCUAUGCUCGAGCUAAUGCAAUGGGUCCAGUCGGUAUGGGCCCCGGUGGCAUGGGUCCGGGUGGGAUGGGUCCAGGUGGUAUGGGUCCUGGUGGCAUGGGUCCAGGUGGCAUGGGUCCCGGUGGCAUGGGUCCUGGUGGAAUGUGCCCAAGUGUUAUGGGUCCAGGCGGUAUGGGUCCUGGCGGUGUGAGCGCAAUGCAACGUGGCAUGCCACAAGGCCCAGGCGGUUAUAGUGCCGCUAUGGCGCAUCAACAGAAUCAAUACUAUCCAGGCGUAAAUGGUGCUGGUGGUCCUGGCAUGGGUCCGGCUGGUCCGGGCGCCCUAACGAAUACCGGUUCCAUGUACCAGAAUCAAGGUUUCCAGCAAAAUUACCAACACAGCCCAGUUCCUGGUAAUCCGACGCCGCCAUUAACACCUGCCUGCAGCGUUCCAUACAUCAGUCCGAAUCCAGACAUCAAACCAAUUAUGGACAACUGCGAAGAGAUGCGACUGACAUUCCCCGUCCGUGAUGGCAUCAUACUUCCACCGUUCCGCUUGCUGCACAAUCUCUCCGUCAGCAAUCACGUAUUUCACUUGAAGCAGAAUGUCUACAAUACGCUCAUGUGUCGCUCCGAUCUUGAGCUGCAGUUGAAAUGCUUCCACCAAGAUGACCGACAGAUGAACACAAAUUGGCCGCACACGGUAACAGUAUCUGCCAAUGCUACGCCCCUCACCAUUGAACGCUCCGAGAAGACGGGUCAAGCAUUGCGGCCGCUAUAUCUCAAGGCGGUAUGUCAACCCGGACGCAAUACUCUGCAAUUAACCGCUAGUUCCUGCUGUUGUUCCCACUUGUUCGUGCUGCAGCUAGUCCAUCGACCCUCUGUGCGGCAUGUACUCCAAAGUCUGCACAAACGCAACUGCUUACCCGUAGAUCAUUGUGUGGCCAAAAUCAAACGCAACUUCAUGGUCUGCUCAACGACCAACGGCCCACUAGAACCCGGCGCUGGCAACAUGGAAGCGACCAAAUGCACCAAGAUCUCAUUGAAAUGUCCGAUCAUGAAGUCUCGAAUACGCAUGCCUGCGCGAGGACACGAGUGCAAGCAUAUCCAGUGUUUCGAUCUGGAGGCAUAUCUGCUUAUGAAUUGCGAACGUGGCGCCUGGCGGUGUCCAGAAUGCAAUAAACCUGCGCUAACCGAAAGCUUAGAGAUCGAUCAGUAUGUCUGGGCCAUUUUGGAUAAACUGAAUGGCACGGAUGUGGACGAGGUCAUUGUCGAUUCGAGUGGUAAUUGGCGUGCGGCGCAAGGUAUUCAUCAAGGCUCUCCACUCACUGCGAUGUCGGCGCAAAUGCCCAGCCCAAUGGCAGGACAGAUGGUUGGUCAAGUGCCCGGCGGACAAAUGCCAGGACAAAUGGGCGGCCAGGCACCUAACCAAAUGGGUGGACAGAUGCCAGGGCAAAUGGGCGCACAGAUGCCCGGUCAAAUGCCAAGUCAGAUGCCAGGACAAAUGGGUCAGAUGGUGGGAAGCCAAAUGCCCGGUCAAAUGCCUAAUCAAAUGCCCGGACAAAUGGGUGCUCAGAUGGUAGGCCAGAUGGCCGGUCAGCUGAGUGGCCCCAAUGUACCCACCAUUAAACAGGAAAACACAUUUGACGAUCAAUCAAAAGUUAUGUCACCAUGGGACAACUCGCAGGCGAUGAGUCCUUACAUGCAACACGACAUGAAUGCGGGCACGCCCAAUGUACCCGGCGCUGGUCAAAUACGCAGUCCUUUUGAUAUGUAUGGCGGUGGUGACGUUGGCGUCGCCGAUCAGCAUGCAGGUGACACAGCCAAUUCUCUGGACCAGCUUAACGCCAUGGAGAAAAGCUUAACAGAUCAAAUGCCUCACACGCCGCACACACCAAUGCACCCGAUGACGCCCGGCGGUCCACCAAGUGUCAGCUCGGCGCAUAACGAGCCAUCGACACCCAAUGCGAAUAUUUCAAACUCCUCACCACAAACACCUGGCACACCCGGCCAACCCGGCGGCCCUGCAUCCAAUCGUGCGAAUGAAUCACACCAACAGCAACAACAUUCACAACAGUCAGUCCAGCAAUCGCAGCAAGAGCAAAUAAUAAAUUCGCUAAUCAACUCACAGCCGAACGGCUUGUCGAAUCUCAACGAAACGGAUUUGAAUGCGGAAUUGAAUAUGGACAACAAUGACGGUUCCGGAGACUUGAAUUUGCUGCCGGAUGUUGAUCCCAUGGAAAUUCUGUCGUACUUGGAUCCACAACCCGAUCUGAAUACGCCACCAUCGAGCGGUUCGAGCAACAACAACAACAAUGACGACAUACUUUCGACGUUAUUCGAUUGAGACCAUCUACUGAAGGAGCUGUUGUAAACGAAAUGUCAAACCGCAACAAUCAACUAACAACAACAAAGCGAACUCUCUCGUAAAAGCGUUGAGGUGUGAGAACUUUAGCAACACAAACCACCAAUGUGACACGUGUACAUACAUAAAUACAUAAGAUGCAACAGGGUAUCAAAAGAACGGCAUAAGUCAAUAAAUCGGGCGGCAACUCGUCGUAACAUUUCCACUUACGAAGAAUAACAAAAACAUACCUCGGCAUACAGUUAUACAUAUUGUACGAGAGUAAUAAACAAUAUUUGGUGUUUCUUCGAAAACAGAGUAUAAUAAAAUGAAAAAAUUCAAAGUUUAAAAGUUUAGAGAGAAAAAUGCAAAAUUUUUUAUGAAAUUGCCAUAUUUAUUUUUUUGUUUAUAAACUUUCAACGAAAAUCAAAUUUUACCAAAAUUAAGUAGAAAUGAACUUGCAGUAGUUGCGCUUAGAGCAGUGUUUUAUGAAACAACAAACACACCAACAAGCAUAUAGACGAAAAUUACUAAAAUGAAAUUAAAAAUAUAGCAAUUUCUUUGAAAGCUAACUUUCGAGCUGUAUAUACUUAGUAUUAUUAAUGUUUUAACACACUUAAAUGCAGCAAAAAAGCAAUUGCAAAAAUGAAUAUUCACGAACUUUGCGGUGACAAGUCUAUAGAACCCUUUAGCGCGCUUUUUUGGUAGGCAACCUUGUACAGUGACUGCACCUUUUCGCCAAAAUUUCCCUUAAAAACAAUGUUUGCAUGAAGUUUGAAUUAUGAAAGCUCCAAUAGUGAAAGCUCCAGGAGUGAAAGCUUUCGAUGCAUGAAUGCUCCAACAGUGAAAGCUUUCGAUGCAUGAAAGCUUAAAGCUCACUUUGCCUGCUUAAAAAAGAAACAAUGCUUUGGUGUGAAAAAUGUAAAAAGAAAUAAUUAAAGUUACAACAAAUACACGCAUAAAUUAAUGCUAAAAUAAUUCAAAAACAAUGAAAUGUGAUUUUAAACCGUAAAAAAAACUACUUCGUUAUAAAUUUUAAAUGUACAAAGUUUCAUGCUUUACAAAUGACGGAUUUACUAAAAAAAAGUUGACAGCGCCUGACAAAAAAAUAGUUACUUUGAGCAGGAAAAUGUUAUUUUACACAAAAGCAACUGUUUUUUUUGCCUGCAUUAAGUUUAAAUAUUUUUUUUUAUACACAUGUAAUUGUUGAACAGUAUAUACAAAUUUGAGUUUUUUAUACGCGUGUUUCCAACAAAAAUUGCGCUUUUAAAUUAUUUUUUUACACAAAAUCUUUACGUCUUUGACAUUCAUAUAAAAUUGCGAACGGAAAAUAGUGAUGUUUCAUGUAAGAAAUAUGUAAGAAUGUGUUAGGGCAAACAUUUUUCAAUGUUUCCAUUGUACAAAGUAUUAAAAUAAAAUAAAAUUUAAAUAAAGAAAUAAAUAAAAAGUAACUAUUAUAAAAAAAUAUUAAUUUACGUGUAUAUUAUAAAAAAAAAAAAUAAAUUUAAAUAUAAAAUAAAUAAAAAAUGUGCAGACACUAUGCAAGCAGCAUAAUUACACACAUACUUAUGUAUAUACACAUUUGUAGGUGUGUGUUUAUAUAUUUAAAUAAGCUUAAUAACUUUACAUUUAACAAUUUGCUGUGUGUUAGUGUGAGCGCGUGCGAAAAUUGAGAAGCGUGUGUGUCGUAGCGUAGGUGACAAAGUAUAAAAGAAACAAAAACAAAAGCAAAAAAGAAAAAUUAAAAUUCAAUUGUUGCAUAAUUUUAAUAAACAUUUUUUUAAUUAAUUGUAGCAUUAAAAAUUAUAUACACACAUACAUGCUUAUAUAAAAGAUAACGCAUACAUAUGUAAAUAGUUACUUAAAACGGUAAAUAAGUAGUAAGGAGCACAUCACUAAUUUGUAUGUAUGUGUGUAUCUAUGUAAAUACUGAUAUAUGCUUCUAUAUACAUCUACACAUAUACAAACAUACAUACAUAUAUGAUUGCUGAAAUUAAAACUCUAAGUGUGCGUAUAUACAUACAUAAACAAUAUGUGCAUAAAUAUAUAUGUAUGCAUUUUAGUUUUACUUAAAAUCCUAACAAUCAAGCAGAAUUAAAAACUAUCAUCUAAGCAAACGGAAAAAAUCAUAAAAUAAAAUAAAAAAUUUUAAAAAUCAUAAAAUCCCUACAACAACAAAAAGUAUGCAAAAGAAUAUUGAAUUUAAUUUGUGCUAGACAUUAAGCAGCAGAAAAUCUUAUUCUAAUUGAUAAGUUACACAAAUGUAUGUGUGUAAAAAAUAUAAGCAGUAAGAAAUAUAUAUACAUACAUACAUAUACAUAUAUGUAUAUAUAUAUUUAACCUUAAAAUCGUAGUGACAAAGUAAAACUAUCUAAUAAAACUUAAAUAAUAUGCUUAAAGUAUUUAAAUACAUAUUAUGUGCAUGUAGCUAUACAUACAUACAUACAGCGGUAUUUGAUGAAAACAUAAAUAUUGUAAAUACAUACAUAAAUAAUUUUGCGUGAAAAAAUGAUGGCAUAUAAAUAUAUUUAAAAAAAAAAGUGAAUUGAAAUUGAUACAAAGUACACAAAAAUAAAAAAGUAUUAAAAACAACAACAAAUUGUGAUUUUUCUUUUCAUUUGCACUUAUGUUUUAACAACAAAUCGGAACAGAAACACUUGACAGGCGGAUUUUAUACGAGUUAUUGCGCGCACUUUUGAAAUAUUCUUAAAUUUUGCUUACAAGCCAAGCAAAACAAAUAAAAACAAAUUAUUUUAGAUGAAACAACAAUAAAAAUGUCCGAAGCAGAACAGCAAAAACACUAAAAGGCCGCGUUGUGGUUGUUGUAUGUUGGUCUGGCAUAAUUCGUAUGCUUAUAACAACAACACUGAUUAUUUUUUAGUAGUCCCGCUGUAUAAUUUUCAGAAAAUUUCGAAUUUUACUGUAUAACUAUAAAAUUAUUAAAUUUGCCUGCAAAUUUCAUUUUUAUUCAAUAUUUAAUUUUUCAUUUAUAUUUUUAAUUGAAAAUCUGACAAAUUUCUUCUUUAUAUGCGAAAACUUACAUAAUUAAUAAAAAAAAGUUUUGGUAAAAGCGAAAUAUGUAUUUUGAUAUUUUUAAAAACGAAUACGUGAACUUUUUAAUGAAUGAAAAACCGAAUUUAGUAAACAAAAAAUAUUAAAAUACCCUUUAUUAGUUAUUUUUUUAAUUAUUACUAAUUUUCCGAUUCUUUAGCGGGCGGCAAAUGGUAAAAAUAAUAAUAUUUUUGUCAUCCAGUUGUUUAAGAAAAAAAAUAUUUCUUGUAAAUAAUUUGGUUUUACUUGAACAUUCACAAAAACGAAAGAUUUCACAGCAAAAUAACAAAAAAAAAUAUGGUAAAAUAAAUUUAAUUAAAAAAUAAUAAUAAUGAGAAAGCAUACAUAAUUACUCUUCUCUAGUUAAAUGAAUCUUAACUUUUCCCUCAAAAUGAAAAAAAAAAACUAGUGAUUGUGAGCGGAGCAUAAAAAUAAUAAUAAAUUAAAUAUAUAAAAUUAUAUAAUGUUUGAAUAUAUUUAAAAUAUAAAAUCAAUAAAAAAAAACUCAACAGAAUUACAAAAAUACAUAAAAAAAGAAUCUAUUAAAAGUUCACAUACAAAUUAUUAAAAACAGAUAAAAAAAAUGAUAAAAAUGCAUAAGAAAUAAUUUCAACAAAAAAUUAUAAUUUCAUGAACGUUUAAGAAAUCUUAAACACAUAAUAACACAAAGAUAUUUAAUGAAAAUUUAGUAGUGGUUUCAAUGUAAAACAAAACUGAAAAACUCAAAAAAUGUAAUAAGCAUAGCAAAAAAAUAAGACAAAAAUAAAAUGAAAUUAAAUAAAAUAAAAAAGUUAAGAAAAAAAUUAAUUAAAAAAUAAAAUAAUGCUAAAUAAAUCAAGUAAUUUUAGUAACAUAUAGUUAUGCUAAAAUCUGCUUGCCACAAUCUUAGCACAAGGUUUAUUAUUUGCUCGGUGAAAAGGAUCCAUUAUAUAUAUGUAUGUUUGUUUAUAGAAGCAAAUUACAAUAAAAAUGAAAAAGAGAAAAAAAAUACAAUUCAAAAUAUUUAAAUAAGAAUUAAGUAACAAAAAUGCGCAAAAUGUGAUUUUUAUUAUAAAUAAAAAUGCACAGAGAUUUCGAGCAAUAUGCCGAUUUACAAAAUUUAUGUUAAAAAAUAACAAGAAAGUAAUGAGAAAAACAAAACAAAAAAUAAACGAAUAAGUAUUUAAAACAUAUUUGUGUACAUAUUAAAAAAACUAAAAAUAUUUAAAUAAAUUAAAUUUAGCGUAAGCGAGCAUAUGGUCAGUGGCAGCGUGUUGAUUAUUGCGCAGAAUGCGAGUCGAUAUAUUAAGAAUGACAUGAGAUGAAAAUAAAAGAAUUACGGAAAAAAGUUA